Messenger RNA from Lates calcarifer (barramundi perch), 3783 nucleotides. It is a transcript of the gene tiparp, whose product is annotated as TCDD-inducible poly(ADP-ribose) polymerase. NCBI's taxonomy places the organism in Eukaryota, Metazoa, Chordata, Actinopteri, Centropomidae. Bases 330 to 2504 code for a protein of 724 amino acids. The record is from RefSeq and is a predicted model, not a curated record. The transcript has 7 exons. Gene Ontology annotation, molecular function: zinc ion binding; NAD+ poly-ADP-ribosyltransferase activity.
GAGGCAGGCAGAGCGUCUCUCUCCACAGCUGUGCUCCGCUCUUUGUCGGUAUCAGCUCUCCCUGCGCUUUUCUGUCCGGUAGAAGGAUACAAAGAGAGGAACAGACGGCAUGAAAUAAAGACAGAGCAUGAGAGCGACGGGGGCAGCAGAGGGACACGAGCAGCCGAGCCGGACUAUGGUCUAGUCCAGACACAGGAUACUAUUAUCUCCAGACUGGAUACGGAGCUUCGCCGAUGUGCGCACUGGAUUUUACCCACCAAAGAGUGUCGAGACCGGGGGGAGAGGGGCGGACUUUGUCGCGCAGGACUGUCGGGGUUUAGGAGGAGAUCAUGGAUAAAACUUUGCACAUUCUUCAGAAAGCCCCAGACGGUGUGCCGACUGGGAUCUCCCUGGAUAUGAGUUUGAAUAUGGACGAAGGGGAAGAUUUCACGGAGCAGCAGAUCAUGGGGCUGCCGGACAAAAUACCUUUGGUGAAACCUUAUUUCAAAAAGAAGCAGAGGAAAUUAGACGCCAAAUGCCUCCACCGCGCCUUGGAGGAUCCUAUACUGACCACUUUACUAAGCACGGAUACGCUGGUCUCCGGGGAUGGGGUGUUCGUUCCCCGGAACCAACCGGGUCGGACCCCGGGAAACCUGUGCGCAGCAGCCGUGGUGAAACAGAACUGUAUGGGCCAGGUGUGCCUCAAAGCUGACUCGGGAGCUGCUGACGAUGCCACAGCCGGGGCUGGAGUACCAGGGUUGAUGACCCGGGACGGUGAUGUGGAAUUAGCCGAUACUACUGCGGAGUUGGAGGAGACAGAGAGGCGAGGGGAGCGACCCAAGAUCACCGACCCUACCCCCGACAGCCGCUGCUUUCAGCUGAAACCUGCCCUCAGGGCGGCCGGGAACACAGUAACAAUAACACCCACCGGCAGGGAUAUACCUCCCAUAGUUGCACCCCAGGCUCCGCACCAGGAGGGGGCCAUCAAAAGCAAUGACCUCUUAACCUCUGGGGCUAAAAACCUUCCAGUCAAAGACUGCACUGGAGUCCAGGACCCCCUUCCCCUCCUCCUGCAGCCUGACAAAGGAGUGCUAUUUCAGGAUAAAAGUGAGGAGGCCUCCCUGGACUUGGUUUUUGAGCUGCUCACCCAGCUCCAGUAUCACACACACCAGUCAGACUCAGUGGACAUUUGUGUGGAUUUCCUCCAAGGACAGUGUGUUUAUGGCAACGACUGUGCCCACCACCACACUGUCCUGCCCUACCACUGGCAGAUCCACAGGACCAGUAGUCAGACGUGGCAGAGCAUAGCAGACGACUCCCAGGAACAGCUGGAGAGACUGUACUGCAACCCUGACAAUGAGCAAGUCAGGCUUAAGUUUCAGGGUCGCAUGUUUUCCCUCGACUUCGGGGCAAUGCGAGUGUGCGACCUGGAGUUUGACCGGGUACGUCGACUGACCACUCCCCCGAGCCCUCUGCCCGCACCCACAACGAACCCAAAUCCCACCCCCAGCUGUCACACGGUGUGGAAGUACUACUGCAGAGACAACUUUGGCUGGAGGGAAUACUCUGAGCCUGUGGUGAAGCUCAUAGAGGAGGCGAGCUCGAGGGGUCUCAAGGAGGUGCGGUUCAUUACGCUCCAGAACCAGUACAUCCUCAACAUCAGGGAGGGCUUCCAGCAGAACGCCAUUUUCGGGUUCAGACGUCAGAUCAAGAAGCGGCCCAUGUUCAUGUCCUCUGUGAUGCUUACACCCCACCUACAGACGUUGGGAGGCCUCUCUUCAUCUCCCCUCCCCUGUUCCUCCUCCUCUUCCUCAUCCUCCUCCUCCUCCUCCUCGUCCAUGGAUCUCUCCACCUCGCAUCCCCUCUCGCCUACCACCACCAACCCGCCCAGCCUUUUUCCGGAAACGUGGUUGCCCAUGACGAUGAGCCAGGACUUCCUGCAGGUGCCGGUCUCGCGUGAAGACCGCAGCUACCGCACAGUGUACAGCCUUUUCCACAAGACAGUGUCCGAGACCAAGUUCAGGAUCAUCAAGAUCCUGCGUGUGCAGAACCCCUUCCUCUGGGAGAAGUAUAAGAGGAAGAAGGAGUACAUGUCACGACGCAUGUCAGAGAUGGACCGGCUGCUGAGCGAGCGCCACCUCUUCCAUGGCACCUCGGCUGACGUGGUGGAGGGCAUCUGCAAGCACAACUUCGACCCACGAGUCUGCGGCAAACACGCCACCAUGUUUGGCCAGGGCUCCUACUUUGCCCGCAAGGCUGUCUACUCCCACAACUUCUCCAAGCGCUCGCCCAAAGGAGUCCACUGCAUGUUCCUAGCCAAAGUCCUCACUGGCAGGUUUACUGUAGGAAAUCCCUCCAUGCGAAGACCUCCACCCAUCAACCCUCGUGACCCCUCCAGUGACCUUUAUGACUCCUGUGUGGACAACUGGGUGGACCCCCAGAUCUACGUCAUCUUCAACGAUGACCAGAGCUACCCUUACUUUAUCAUUCACUAUGAAGAGGUACCCAGCACUGUCGCUGUCUAAGCCCUGGAUCAGACCUGGAUCUGUCUGUAUUUGCAAAUACUUAUAGUUUGCUUCAGUCUGUUAAGGUGUUAGACUGGUGGAGUUUACCACUUAAGAUGAAAAAGGAACAAUUUAUGCCAAUAAAAAGCUGAAAUUUAGAGUAUUGUUGCUUUAUCCAACACAGUCUGAAUCACUUCAUCAGACUGAGCUUCACCCAUCUGCUGCUGGUCAAAACAAAAUCUAUGAAAUAUUUGCAAAUACUCAAUGAUCGUGGUCUAUAGUCAGCUGGAUCCAACCAGACUGGACUGCAGCAAGGAACAACAGACUGGUCGGAACAUGACGAAACUGGACUAGCAAAGAACAGGCACCUGUUUUCAUCCAGUGUUCAGAAGUGGAUGACAACUGACAACAGCUGCAGCAACAGACUUGACUGGACUCAUAUACCACACUUUCUUAUCUAGUAUGAACAGGAGCCUAGUGAUGAUCAUCGGACACAAGAGAAUUUAAUCUGCACUAUUAUUCUGGAGCAGAUGCAGGAAAAAACAAACCUAGUCCCCUUAUCCUUUUGACUUAGUCGUAUGACUGUAUAUGAACUCAGUUUCACAUCAGGACAGGCGUCAUAGUAGACAGUUAGCAUCUUACCAGUGCUUUCAGUGACCAACUGGCCAUUUUAUUAUUCUGAGGAAGCAGCAACCAACCAAUCAGAGGCUUCCAUAGAGAAACCAUGGUGACACUGACCCCUGUCAUUCUCUGGCAAAAAAAAAAAAAAAAAAAUCAUAGUGAGUGUUUACCCAGCCUCUGGCCCAUAUGUUUUUUCAAGUCUAUGUGCUGCGUGUUUGAGUAUUUUAAUUUAGUGAACAUGAAUCUUGUGGCCUCUUCAACCAGACAAUGGACAUGAGUUUCAGUGGGACUUUUCCAAAUGGACAUCCACACACGGUAAACCUCCAGGCAGAGGUUUCACAUGAAGCCAGUGCUGUUCCCGGUCGGCGUUUUGCCUUCGCGCCCACCACUUUGAUUCCUGUACACGGGGGACUGAAGAGUGUACAGUUUCCCGCUGAGACUCGAUGAUGAUGAUGCUGCUGCAGUGACGGCAUGUAGCGUUCUGACAGCAAACCCCCUGAAACUCAUCUCUCUUGGACCGCUCUUUCGCUCAGAGACAGUAGACAUGUUUUACUGAGACAAACUGUACAGACGUUCUCUUUGUUUAUAUUUGAACUGUGUGCCUUUUGUUCAUAAAAAUGUUUAUUUAUGUUAGUUUAAUGUAACAUUGAUUAAAUAAAAACUCUAAAAGAGAAAAUGA